AUCUCCCCAGAUUAACGCGCACCCCUGGUUCUGGCAGCACUUUUUGCCUCUUCCAGCUAAAAGACGAUGUCACCUUGGGAGGAGCCCGGACUCCAAGUGGAUGCUGGAUGUUGCUGGAAAGGCGGGGCAGGGCACAGCCUUCUGACCCUAGACUCAGCAAUGUGAGAGAAGUGAUGGGAUGAACGUGGGGAAUGAGCGCCCUCCCUCUGGCACUCCGCAGUGCCUGGCGCGGUGGCGCACGCUCACUCGGCUUGAGAGGCGGGCGGGGCAACGCUGACGUCAUCCACGCCCCCCCCCCCAGCAGAGGGGCGGUGGCCGAGCUGGCUACUCCGAGCACAUUGACGGACAGAGGGACAGAGAGACGGGACCUGCAGGCACACGUCCAGGCCAUGCCCGGGGAGGCUGCGCGUGCUGAACUGCCGCUGUCUGAGGCAGGAGGGCCAGGAUCCCGCACAGAUAUCUCAUGUGAUGCAGCCAAUGCCACCAUCCUGAAAGGGGACCAACGGGAGCCCCAUGCCCUGACCCCAGGGCCCAGCCUUCUGGCUCUCACAUUCCUGUCCAGCAAACCAGGUGCCCGGCCCCAGCCUGAGGGAGCCAGCUGGGAUGCAGGGCCCAGUGGGGCUGCCUCAACCUGGGUGGACCCAGCAGAGGGCAGCCCAAGUCCAGGGGUCCUCCCCGAGGGCCUACCUCUCCAGCCUUUGUCUGCUGAUGUCCCUCUCCCCACCACCCUGGAGCCCCGCAUCGUGAUGGGUGAGGAGACAUGCCAGGUCAUCCCUUCACCCAGGGCAGCCUGGCCAGCGCUCAGGGACCGGGAGGGUGGGCACAUGGCCCUGCAUCCACCUCCAGAGCUGUGUUCUCAGGGUGAUCCUCCUGUGCCUUUCCCUCCCCCUGACCUUGAGUCCUACUUCACACCCCCCUCCACUCCCACCAAGACCAUCUAUGGCCUGCUCCCUGACCAUGGGCCCCACAGGGACGCCUGGGACCUGGAGGCAGAGCUGCUGGAUGAGUUACUGGACUCAACGCCAGCUUCACCCUCAGGCUCCUAUAUUACAGCAGAUGGGGACAGCUGGGCCUCAUCGCCUUCCUGUUCCCUCAGCCUGCUGGCCCCAGCUGAAGGGCUGGACUUUCCCUCCGACUGGGGCCUCUCCCCGUCAGGGUCUGUGGUAGACGAACUAGAACCACACCCCACAGACCCUCCAGAGCCUCCAUCCUCCGAGUCUAGCCUCUCAGCCGACAGCAGCUCUUCCUGGAGCCAAGAGGGCCAUUUCUUUGACCCGACCUUCUUGGCCAACGACCCGAUGAUCCCUGCCGCCCUACUACCCUUCCGGGGUAGCCUCAUCUUCCAGGUGGAAGCCGUGGAAGUGACACCCCUGUCCAAAGAGGAGGAGGAAGAGGAGGUAGCUGCUGCUGCUGCCACCCCGGAUGGAGACCUGGCCGGAGAGGGCGAGGAUGACAGCACAUCUGGCUCCUUCCUGCAGUCACUGUCCGAUCUGUCCAUCAUCGAGGGCAUGGACGAGGCCUUCGCCUUCCGGGACGAUACCUCGGCCGCCUCCUCAGACUCGGACUCCGCUUCCUAUGCCGGGGCAGAUGACGACAGGCUGUACAGUGGGGAGCCCCAUGCCCAGCCCAGUGCCGAGAGUACAGAGCAGGAGCACAGAAGCAGGGUCACAUUUCAGGGGACAGAGCACGAAGCCCAUCUCACCAAUAGCCAGGAAUCAAUUGCAGAACUAGCAGAAGAGGCUCCAGUUUUAGGCAGAGAGUCUGAAGCUACUGUGCCCCUCCCUGAUCUGCGAGCAGCUCCAGACCCCCAGGAAGAAGCUACCACAGUCACCCCCAGGGGAGGGAACGAAGAAGUUGAUGCGGUUGCUCAGCAAGCACCCAGCGCACUGCCCCAGCCCUGCCAGCAGGGGCUGAGCACAACUUUAGGCUCUAAGCCUGUCCCUGCACAACCAAUUCUAGAUCUGCAGGAAGAAGCAAGCCCCACCUGUCCAAUCCUUCCUGAUAACCUGAAGGAAGGAGGCCUGGUCCUUCCCUCCACACUGGAGAAUGUGGCUGUGGCUUCAGUGAGACCCCAGAAGGCCGAGGGAGCUACUGCAGUGCCCCAGGACUCCCCUAUUACUUUAGCCCCGUUAUUGCAAUGUGCAGAUCCCGCCUCAGGCCCAGAGUCUGUGGCUGUAGUCACUCUGAGGCUCCGGCAAGAUGAGGGGUGUGUCAUAGCAGUGCAGGAUGCCCCUGUGGCACCAUCACCUCCACUCCUACAGAGUACAGAUGUGGCUACAUUUGGGUUCCAGCAGGCUGAGGAAGGCAUCACAGAACCCCAAGACUCCCCUGUGGCAUCAUGCCCACCCCUGAAAGGCUCAGACCCAGAACCUGAGGCUCUGGCCACAUUGGGGUCCCAGCAGGAUGAAGGGAUUGCCCCAGUACCCCAGGAUUCUCCUAUAGCAUGUCUACCCCUGCAAGGCUCAGACCCCACCUCAGACCCAGAGCCUGAGGCUCUGGUCACACUGGGGUCCCAACAGGAUGAAGGGAUUACCCCAGUACCCCAGGACUCUCCUACAGCAUGUCUAUCCAGGCAAGGCUCAGAACCUGAGGCUCUGGUCACACUGGGGUCCCAACAGGAUGAAGGGAUUACCCCAGUACCCCAGGACUCUCCUUCAGCAUGUCUAUCCAGGCAAGGCUCAGAACCUGAGGCUCUGGUCACACUGGGGUCCCAGCAGGAUGAAGGGAUUGCCCCAGUACCCCAGGACUCUCCUAUAGCAUGUCUACCCCUGCAAGGCUCAAAUCUCACCUCAGACCGAGAGCCUGUGCUUGCUGCCACACUGGGACCACAGCAGGCUGAGGAGGGUGACACCAUACCCCAGGUUACCCCAGUAGCAUCAUCUUCACCCCUGCAAAGCUUAGAUUCAACCUCAGAACUACAACCUGUGGCUGCAGCCACACUGGAGUCCCAGCAGGCUGAAGGCAAUGCCACAGCAGCCCAGGACACCCCUGAGAUGGCACCUCCUUCCCCCCAAGAUACAGAUUCCACCUCCGACCCAGAGCUAAUAGUCCAAGACAUCGUUCAGACACUGCAGAGAGAAACAAGCUACACCCCAGAGACGAAGCCUUCAGCCUCUGAGGUCCAUGAGGAAUCAGGCAUGGCCUUAGGACCAAAGCCAGUGCCCAGGGAGCAGGAUGCAGACCCCCCACUAGACUCGGCACUCCCUGCUCCAAAGCCAGCCCAACAGAAUGGCUCAGAGCCAGCUGUAAAAGCUGAUAACCCUGGGGCUCCAGAAGAGCCAUGUCCCACCUUGAGCACAAAGACCUCUGAGCCUGCAUCUUGUGCGGGAGAGGAAGUAGCAGAGAGUCUUUCUGCACUCAAGCAAGGAGCAUGUCUUGAAGCGCGUGAUGGGGUCAAGACCCACUCACCUCAAAGAGAGGCCCUGGGGGCCAAGAACAAGCGGGGCAGAGGUCACAAAGCACCAGGGCACGGAAAUGGGUCUAAAUCGGCAUCCCAAGGUACAGGGGAGACUUCCAAGGCACAUUCUGCUGCAGGCUCUGAGGUCAGCCAGACACAGCUGACCUCAGCUGUGGAGGGAAGGGCCCUGAGCAGCAAGGACACCUUGGGCCCCAGGCUUCCUGCGGCUCUAUCCGUGCAAGCCAGGCUAGGUUCCUGCCCAGGGUCCCCAGCAAGGGCCACAUGCACACUGAGCAGAAUCUACUCUGAAGAGACUGCCAGGUCUGUGCCACCCUUCCUGCAGCUUGAGCCCAUGCUAGGCCUGGGUAGCAGAGAACGGUCUCAGAGGACCCCAGGUGCCCUUAAUCCUUCCCUGGCAAACUCCGCUAGUGACCUGCCCACCGCAUCCCAGAAGAGGUUCCAGGACCCUGACCCUCCUGCUCCCAGUGCCCUCGACAGGGCAUCCCAAACAUCCCCAGCCUCCUGCCUGUGUCCCACUCCCCAGAAAGCCUCUGUGGAAGAGGAGCCCCCAGCCUCUCGUGGUCUGAUGCCUCGGGCAGGAGCCCAGGGACCUGCUGCCGUUACUGCCUCAGGAUUCACAAAGCCUCUGGGGGCCCGGCAGCGUGUCAGCCUCUCACCUCACUCCACCCUCAACCCCAAGGUGAACCCCACAGAUGCCAAAGACCUGGCUUGCAUCAUCUCAAGCCCCUGCCAAGUGCCUCCUCCCUCUGGGACCCAGAACCCAGCUGGCCCUCGAGGGUUCCCAGCCCAUGAGCAACAAGAGGAUGAAGACAGCCUAGAGGAAGACUCACAGAGGGCCCCAGGCUCUGGCCAGCAUUCGGAUAGCCACGGGGAGUCGUCCGCCGAGCUGGAUGAGCAGGAUAUCCCAUCUCAGAAAGCGCAGUGCCCGGCACAGGGCUCAGCAGGCAGCAAUGAGGAGACCAUUGCCAAAGCCAAGCAAAGCCGCAGCGAGAAGAAGGCUCGAAAGGCAAUGUCGAAACUGGGCUUACGGCAGAUCCAGGGGGUCACCAGGAUCACCAUCCAGAAGUCCAAGAGCAUCUUGUUUGUCAUUGCCAAGCCAGACGUCUUCAAGAGCCCCGCUUCCGACACCUAUGUGGUCUUUGGUGAGGCCAAGAUUGAGGACCUGUCCCAGCAAGUACACAAAGCUGCAGCAGAGAAGUUCAAGGUGCCCUCAGAGUCCUCAGCACUGGUCCCCGAGUUGGCACCUGGACCCCGGGUGAGGCCAGAGUGCGAGGAGCAGGAGGAGGAAGAUGAGGAGGUAGAGGAGGCUGGACUGGAACUUCGUGACAUCGAGCUGGUGAUGGCCCAGGCCAAUGUGUCCAGAGCAAAGGCCGUGCGGGCACUGAGGGACAACCACAGCGACAUCGUUAAUGCCAUCAUGGAACUGACAAUGUAGCUACUGACUGGAAGCUCGGGCUGCUCUGCCUCUCCCCAGCCUGUUGCCCAAUAAAUGAGUGUCACAUCA
This is a messenger RNA of Chionomys nivalis (European snow vole), 4922 nucleotides long. RefSeq names its product NAC alpha domain containing (gene Nacad). Gene Ontology annotation, biological process: protein targeting to membrane. Gene Ontology annotation, cellular component: cytoplasm; nascent polypeptide-associated complex. Lineage: Eukaryota; Metazoa; Chordata; Mammalia; Rodentia; Cricetidae. The record is from RefSeq and is a predicted model, not a curated record.